This is a messenger RNA of Paramecium pentaurelia, 351 nucleotides long. The record is from the annotation of a GenBank genome assembly. NCBI's taxonomy places the organism in Eukaryota, Ciliophora, Oligohymenophorea, Peniculida, Parameciidae.
AUGAAGGAAAAUAUUAAAUAUUCUCGAACCUAUUAAAAGAUAUCUGAUGAAUAGAAAAAAAAACUAUUGUAAUUAGUUUGCCAUCUAGGCUUUAAGAUAAAGGCCGUAUUUUUAUAUAAAAAUUCUCUAUAGGCAGCCAAAAAAUUGAAUAUCAAAUAUGCAGCUGCCAAAACUUAUAUAAUUUACUACAGGAACAAUGUUAUGAGGUCCAAAAAUUAAAUCAAUUCAAAAUCAGAAUGUUAGAUUGUACCACUUUCAUCAUAAAAGUGCAAACUAAAUAUUAUAUCAAAAUUAGGAGGAGAUGUAGUUAGACAAAUCUACUUUGAAUAUCCCACAAUCACUUAAGAAUGA